This is a messenger RNA of Monascus purpureus, 324 nucleotides long. The record is from the annotation of a GenBank genome assembly. NCBI's taxonomy places the organism in Eukaryota, Fungi, Ascomycota, Eurotiomycetes, Eurotiales, Aspergillaceae.
AUGUUCAAGCCUACGUCUCCUCUCUUUUCGGGUCUCCUCUGGAAAAUCCCAUGGCGCAUCUCCCGCCACCAGAAAGCCCGCCAAAGGAAGCGUCUCCGCGCUGUUGACCGCGUCGUCGAUACCGUCAGCGCCGCCCUCCAGCGGAACGGACAGAGCACCAAGGCCAUCGAUCGGUGGUACCAGGAGAUGCCUCGUGAGGAGGAAAUGCUGUCCAAGGACAAGUAUACUAUUUUUGAUAAGAAAGAGAAGAAUUAUCGGAAGGGGAUUCAUAAACUCCCCAAGUGGACACGAGUCAGCCAGCGAGUGAAUCCCCCGGGUUUCUAA